AUGACUCAAAAUCGAAGAAUGCAGGAACUCAUAGCGCUAGAAAGCACGUCGGACGGUGAUUUAUCGAGUAUAAAAAUGGAUUGGAGACAAACAAUAGAUACGGUCAUAUUCUCUUGUAAAUCGAUAUAUAGCCGUCGAUGCCUGGGUUAUGAAUUGACUCUGAUAACCAAUUCGAGGCUUUUGUUUAAAAUAAUUUUCGAGGAUGAAAUAAUAAAGCAUGAGCUGCACUUAAGAUCCGAAAUAGAAUGGCCACCAAUAUACAACAGAAAUCUUGAAACGUUGAAGGUGGAGUUUACGUGUGCAAAGCGGGAAAGAAGGCCGUGGAUGAAUUUGGGUCAUCAAAUAACGUCCGGGAGUGACGUUAACAUCUCGGGGCGUCUUAAAAUAUACAGAGAAUACCGAGUAAUUGCGAAUGAACCACUUUCGAAUCAAGUACAUCUGUUAAUCGUUCAAGCGAAAGAUCACUUGCAAAUUGUACCUAUUGGCAGACACGUAAUGUCAAAAAUAACUUUGGUAUUGGUUUUAGACAAGAACAUACAGCGCCCGUACACCCCUGUCCCACCGUACCUUCAUGAUGACGACAAGCCGCCAAAUUACACACCAAAUUGCCUAUGUCUCAUGAUCAAGAAGUAUCCAAAUGGCCUUCUCAGUCGGUUCUUAACAGCUCUUAAAGUUGACCAGACCCUAUACUUGAGCAAUUCUAUGGGUUCCUUCGUAAUGGGAACCUAUGAUCGUUAUUCUGUCAUUCACAUGCUUGCUGGUGGCACAGGUUUAACACCGAUGCUUAGUAUCAUUGAACGAGCUAUGGCCAGACGCAGCGUGAGAUUAAUAAAUUUACUCAAUUUCAACACAAACGAAGAGAGUAUGUUCUACGUGAAGCAAUUGGAGAGAGUCAGUGGAGAGAAAUUAAAAGUUAUCCAUAUUCUUUCGCAACCCAAAAGCACGUGGACAGGCAAACGUGGCAUGGUGUCUGAAGGAUUAUUAAACAACUUAGUUGGAAAAAGUCAGCCCGAUGCGUGUGUUUUCACGUGUGGGCCUCGAAAUUUCAUGCAGAUUGCGAGGACAUCCCUUCGAGAACUUGAGUGGAAGUCCUAUCAAAUGCACGAGUUCGUGUAGCCAUGCUUAUCGAAAGUGCGCUCCCUCUCUUUUGAUACGAAACGUUGAAACAACGGCGUACAAAUACGUCUGUUAUCAAUUUUUCCAAAAUUUAAACACGAACGUGAUAACAUAGCUAUCUAACUGUUAUUUAGCCACGAAGAGUGUAAAGACGAACUGAAUUAAAUCAGUCGAUAUAUAGAUUUAACGACAUUCAACUUUAAUCACUGGACUGCGAAUUUUUAUAUAAAUUUAGAUUUUAAAAAUUCGACGAUAAUUAGAAAGAAAAAUAAAAAGAAGAAGAAGAAAGACAGAGAUUUCCUCUUGUUAAAUAUGCCAAAUUUUCCACAAAUGCAUAAAAAUUCAGUCUAUCGCUUAUAAGCACAUUGAAUUGAUGCAAUGAUCGAGACAUAUGUGUAUAUCAAUGUUCGCAGACACUAAAAAUUUUAUCGAGCUGCGAAAAAGGACAGGUGAUUUACUUUUAAACUAAUUGUGAUAUAUAAAUUUUUAUUAGUCACAUUUCGUCCGAAUACCCAGAAUAUCAUAUUUUAACAGCUGUAUACAAUGAAUGCUGUGGGAUCCACGUCGAUACAGUUCAAACUCAUGUUAUAUUGCGUCACCACGAAAAUGAAUGCUAUAGCAUUCACAUCCGUGAACGUGUUGAAGAUUGUAUGUUGCUUAUUUAGACGUGUCAAAAGCAUGUCUCAUUCGUAUUUGCCAGAUUUUAGCUCGAUACACUCAGGACAAUGGACGUUUGUCUGACUUUACUUGUCAGAACCUUGAUUUUCUCAGUAAAGAGAAAAGUCACUCUGUGUAUCGCAACGCGAGACGUUCCAUUUUCUUUCCAAGUGCGAGACAAUCGAUAUCUGCACUGUUAUACGUACGUCCAAAUUGCUCUCGGUGAAUGUUGACCACUGGAAGAAAUCGAAAUUGUAAAACGAUUUUCGAGAUUUCAACUCAAAAAUAGCUACUACAUACAAACUGUGGAUUUUUAUGCAUUUGUGGAAUACUUGAAGGUAAAGAUGCGCGAAAACGUAUAAGCUAAUGAUUUUUAUAUCUGAAUUGUCUCACUUUAGAAAAACCGAAAUUAAAAUCUAAAAUCUA
Molecule: messenger RNA, 2199 nt
Organism: Frieseomelitta varia
Lineage: Eukaryota; Metazoa; Arthropoda; Insecta; Hymenoptera; Apidae
Product: cytochrome b5 reductase 4-like
Exons: 7
Coding region: 1-1116 (371 amino acids)
Molecular function (GO): oxidoreductase activity
Source: RefSeq, a predicted model, not a curated record